Lycium barbarum (goji berry) is the source of this 1490-nucleotide messenger RNA. RefSeq lists its product as uncharacterized. The record is from RefSeq and is a predicted model, not a curated record. NCBI's taxonomy places the organism in Eukaryota, Viridiplantae, Streptophyta, Magnoliopsida, Solanales, Solanaceae. Gene Ontology annotation, cellular component: catalytic step 2 spliceosome. The transcript has 10 exons. Bases 82 to 1332 code for a protein of 416 amino acids.
AAAACCAAGUGAAUUAGUUGAAGUGCUGUGUGGUUGGAGUUAAAAGGUAAAGAGAGUAAAGAAGGUUGAAAGCCCUAAAAGAUGGCGAGCGCCGUAGCGGAGAAGACUGAAGAAGAGCUCCGUAAAGAACUCUUUGAGCUCAAUCGUCAACAACGAGAGAUUACUGAGCGGCUUAAGGAUCCAAGAGGUAUUCGCCGCGCUGGCGCUGGUCCUCGGAAUUUUGUAGCAAAUGGCGGUCGCCAACGUGGAGUUGUUAGACCUGCGGAGAGGAAUGAUGCAGAGGAUCAGCCACCACCUAAAAGGCGUAUUUCUUCUGCUGUUGUCAAGAUAGAAGAGGGGGAGAUUGCUGAGGAUGUAUCUGGAGCUCCAGCGGAUGCAAAUAAGGAAGAUUCAGCUGUGGAGGCAAGUGCAAGGGAGGCACCUGCCAGCCAGAAUGAGAGAAAGCCAUCCAAUUGGCUCCGGAGAGAUGGUUAUCAAAGACAAUCCAAAAUGGAUUUUGAUAUUCCACCGCCAGAGCCUGUUCCGAGAGUGUUGCCCAAAAACGAGGAUCCUAAAUUGGUUAGUAGGAAUAAGAGAAUGUUGGGACAGCUAUUGGGGACCUUGGAGAAAUUCCGAAAAGAAGACAUGCAGCUUUCAGGGACUGAGGCUUACAUGCGGAGGUCGGAUUCUUUGAAAAGGGCUGAGCAAAGGGCGCGCGAAGAAAGUGAGAAGUUAAGACAGCAGGAGCGUUCUCAGCUUGAUGAAAAGCUGAAAAGAGAUCUGACUCUUCGAGCACGUCUUGCUGCUAAAGCUGAGGAGAAGAGGUUGGAAUUGCUGUUUCUUCGGUGGAGUGAGCACCACAAAAAACUAGCCAAUUUUAUAAGGACCAAAGCCGAGCCUCCGAUCUAUUAUUCUUUUGCCAAACCAUUGGAAGAAGAUCCAACCUUAGUUGAGCAGAAAAAUGAUCAGAUAUUCCAAGAAUGGAAAGCUGCAAGGAGAGAGGAAUUGUCGCAAUACCAGAAAACAAUUGCUGAUCAAAAUGUUGCAAAAGCUGAAGAGGAGUGGAAAAAUAUUUUAGAAAGGAGAGCGAACAGAAAUGUUGCAAACCUUCAAGAGACAAUGGACAAAGAGCUAGAGACUCAUAGGCUUGAGCGUGGACCCAAGACUAGAAAGAUCCCCGGUGUCAGCAACAAUGAAGAUGAGGAUGUUGAGGAUAUCAAUGUUGCGGAGGAUGAUUUGAUGGAUGAUGUGCUUGAAGUGGAUGAUAGUAACCAGAGGAGUGAUGAAAAUGUAAAAGUUGAAGCAGGUAGUGGUAGUCCACAGAUUGAUAACAAUGAUCAGCAGAAGAUAUGAAUCUCUUUUCUCCUUGAAGGUUUAGUUUGUGUUUGGUUUUAUUUCCCAUUUGUUUGUCUUUGUGGUAGUUAUUAUAUGUUUUUUGUGUCAAUCCGAGUUUGGUUAUGAGGAUAACUCUUAUUUAUGUUAAACCUUCCUAAUAUGUUGUAUUAGCUCAA